Talaromyces atroroseus is the source of this 4590-nucleotide messenger RNA. RefSeq lists its product as hypothetical. Gene Ontology annotation, cellular component: endoplasmic reticulum; Golgi membrane. Gene Ontology annotation, molecular function: mannosyl-oligosaccharide 1,2-alpha-mannosidase activity; calcium ion binding. Lineage: Eukaryota; Fungi; Ascomycota; Eurotiomycetes; Eurotiales; Trichocomaceae. Gene Ontology annotation, biological process: N-glycan processing; carbohydrate metabolic process. The transcript is spliced from 9 exons. The record is from RefSeq and is a predicted model, not a curated record. Bases 1 to 4590 code for a protein of 1529 amino acids.
AUGCCGCGCAGUCGCAGAUAUCGCUCCUUUGUCGUUUUUAGCAUCAUUUUUGGCCUUGCUUUCGUCCAUUUCCUGAGGUCGCGCGAAUGGUCCGACGACUGGCCCGGGACAAAGGAUCUUCAAGCCCCCCCAACAGCUAUCAACCACGAUUCCCCCGUAUCUCCUCCUGAGCCAGCAACGGAGAUAAAGUUCAAGUCAGGCCCUGCAGGCGAGAGACCAUCUGCUCCAGAAGAACUGCCUUUGAAGAAUAAAGAACUACCCAAGGAUCGAGAGACUGGAAAACAGAAAGAACUCGUCGACGAUGAAACCUGGAGCACAGAGACCACCUAUUCCCCGACUGAUUAUUCAGACGCACUCGAUCCGCCGUCAGUGGAGGAAUCAAGUCUGAAAAUUUUCGGUGACAAACCUCAGAGCGAAGUUACGGAACAGUCGGGUACCAAGAAACAGUCGGACCGGGUUGGGACAUCGAAUCAGCUUCCAACAAACACAAUCAAGCAGCAUUGGGAGAAGCUUCCCGAACACUUCCCUGUUAAUGAAUAUGAUCUCAUUAAGCUCCCCACCGGCCGGCCUACAUCGCUGCCCAAGCUUCAGUCCACGUUUAAAGACGAGUCUAAUACAGAAAAGCUUCUACGCACACAGAGACUCGCGGCUAUCAGAGAAGAAUUCGAACAUGCAUGGGAUGGCUAUACAGAAUAUGCACUAGGACACGAUGAGAUACGGCCUGUCACCGGGCAAUACCGAGAUCCCUUUGCGGGCUGGGGCGCCACACUCGUUGAUGCGCUAGACACCCUGUGGAUCAUGGACUUGAAAGAUGAAUUCGCCGCCGCCGUAGAAGAGGUGAGGAAGAUUGAUUUCACCACUUCCAUUCGGCGGGAUAUCCCUCUCUUUGAAACGGUGAUUCGCUACUUAGGCGGUCUCCUUGGUGCGUACGACAUUUCUGGUCAGAAAUACUCGGUUCUGUUGGACAAGGCAGUGGAACUGGCUGAAAUAUUGAUGGGUGCAUUUGACACGCCGAAUAGAAUGCCAGUCACAUACUACAAUUGGGCUCCUGCCGCCGUGGCUCAGCCUCAUCGUGCUGGUACUCGUGUCGUUUUGGCUGAAUUGGGAUCCUUGUCUAUGGAGUUCACCCGCUUGGCUCAGUUGACUAUGGAGCAUAAAUAUUAUGACGCAAUAGCUCGCAUUACGGACGAACUUGAGAAGAUGCAGAACAACACUAGACUUCCUGGAAUGUGGCCGCUUGUGGUGGAUGCUUCUGGGUGCGCUCCGCUUAGCAGCUCUUCCCUUGAGCAUCCGACUCGCACCGAAAAGUCUGGUGUUGUAAUAAACAAAUCUAGCGGGCUAGGAAUAGCGAAAUCCUCGCCUACAAUGGUGCUGGAAAAGCAUCUCCCUAUCCCCAAGGACAUGGAGAAACGAGAUCCUGGGCUAGAAUCUGAUGCGGAGCCUGCAGAUUAUGAAACUGGAACGAAAGCAACCACUCCAUUGACAUCUAUCCCAGCCUCAAAGCAGGACUGUACAAAGCAAGGGCUAGCAUCUCCCCCUAGAACUGCCUUUGACAGAUUUGGUUUGGGUGGACAGUCUGAUUCAACUUACGAGUAUUUGCCGAAAGAACAUAUGCUUCUCGGAGGUCUUAGUGAUCAAUAUCGCAGCCUUUACGAGAUAUCUAUGGAACCGGUGCGCGAUAAUCUCAUCUACCGGCCCAUGCUUCCGGAUGAAGAAAGGGAUAUACGAUUUGUCGCAACUGUGCAAGUUUCCGACAACUUGAAAGACGGAACCGGAGAAAAGAACACCAAGUACACCUAUGAAGGCACUCAUCUGACCUGUUUUGCCGGCGGCAUGUUUGCUGUGGGGGCUAAAUUAUUUGGCCUUGAGGGUGAUAUGAAUAUUGCAGCUAAACUUACUGACGGUUGUGUUUGGGCGUAUGAAUCCACCAAUACCGGCAUCAUGCCAGAGGGAUUUGAAAUCCUCCCUUGCGACGACCCUUUGGCAUGUCCGUGGAACGCAACUAGGUACAUGGACACAAUGGAUCCCCAUGAGAAGUCUCGCAUUAUCCAAGCAGAGAAGUCGUAUGAACGCCAGUUGCUACGCGCAAAGGAGGCCUAUUAUGGGAUAUCUCAUGAAACGCAGCCUUCCCAGGAAAAGAAACCUAAUAUUGUCUCCCCGGUUCGGAAUUCUGUAGUCGAAGAAAGCGAUACUAUCGCUAAACGUGAUAUCAACCCUCGUGGCUUGGAUGAUUAUGAUGAACAUGCACAUCUUUCUACUUCAAAUUCCAAGGUGGUCCAGGAAGAAGCAUCGAAAUUGCUUCCAGAUGUCGACGAUCCGAACUUUGUAGCUCCUCCCAAGCCUACGGUUCUCUCUCAUGAGGAUUAUGUUGCUGCCCGGUUGCAGGAAGAGCGUAUUCCUCUCGGCUAUACCAAAAUCCAGUCUCGAAAGUAUAUUCUCCGACCCGAAGCCAUCGAGUCCGUUUUCAUCAUGUACCGACUUACGGGCGAUAACAUUUGGAGAGAAAAGGGAUGGAAAAUGUUCGAAGCGAUUGCACGGCAUUGCCGGACAGAACUUGCAGACUCUGCUAUUUCAGACGUCACUAGCAAAGCACCCGAGCUCCUCGAUGAGAUGGAGUCUUUCUGGUUAGCGGAGACUUUGAAAUACUUCUAUCUAUUGUUCAGCGAUCCCAGCGUUGUUAGUCUCGACGAAUAUGUUCUAAUUGGCCCAGCAGGCACGCGACGGGAUGAGUGUGCAAUCAAGUGGAGCGGAUUUGUUGUUGUUAUGCAGGACAUGGACCUGGAAGAAGUCUCCUACGACCUGGAGGAUGAGAAGCAAUUCUGGGCAGAACUGGAAGAAAUAGUGUCGAAGCAAUGCGACUCGCAUGCCCUCAUUGACAAUGCCCUUCGCACGUAUCUUGAUUUCGGCGCCAAGUUUAAGGGCGAAUUUCUCGUCAGCGAAUAUGAUAUAUCCUGUUGCUCAUACAAGCUCUUCUCGUCAAGCCUCUUCGCUCAGCACGCAGACUACAUUCGAAGACAGAUAAUAUAUAGUUUACUCCAGAAUGACGGCACUUUUCAGCUCAUGAAUGAGGAAGGUUGUUUUCCAAAGCUUCUGGAACUCAUUCGCUCCCCGGGUAUCAAUCUCGACAACGGUGCUGGUCUGCAUCGUCUAUUGAUGGAUCUUCUUUAUGAGAUGUCUAGAAUACAGAAAAUAAAGAUAGAGGAUCUAUUUUGCGUUGACGAUGACUUUGUCAAAUAUCUUUUCGAAAUCAUUGAGGGUGUUUCUGAUGACGCUCAUGACCCCUAUCACUAUCCCGUGAUUCGCGUUUUGCUAGUAUUGAACGAGCAGUUUAUGGUUUCAGCACACGACCCUGCUUCAGGGCUAUCAUCUAGCCCUCUCACAAAUAAAGUGAUGAAGGUUCUUUCCGUACAUGGCAAUAUCUAUAAAACGUUUGGUGAAAACAUCAUCCUAUUACUCAAUCGAGAAGGCGAAACAUCAUUGCAAUUACUUACGCUCAAGUUACUCUAUCUCAUCUUUACGACUCCGUCUACCUAUGAGUACUUCUAUACAAAUGAUCUACGAGUCCUCGUUGAUAUAUUGAUCCGAAACCUUUUGGACCUUCCAGGAGAAGCCAUAGCUCUAAGGCACACGUAUCUAAGGGUUCUAUAUCCCCUUCUGGCCCAUACUCAGCUGAAAAAUCCCCCUCAUUACAAAUGUGACGAAAUAAGGAAAACACUGAGUAUCCUGGUUCAUAGCCAGAUCGAAGGCUCUGACUCUGUUUGUGAAAGAAUCAUGCAUUUUGCAGAGGCUGACGAAACAACCAAAAGGCUUGUCUCUCGGUGUAGCCAAGUGGAAUGGCUACGGGAUGCUGGGCCACAACUACACGGCACCGCAGAAUUACAGCUCUCGGAAGAAGUUAUGGCCAUUUCUAUCUCAUCUGGCAUGCCUCCCGCAACCCUCUCUGAGUCACCAAUUUCACAGGAUUCAGAUGCAACAACUUCGCCCACCAGGCCUGAAUCAGAACCGCCUAGUGCUUUCUCUAGUGGGGACGAAAAGUCCACGGAGACUCUUGGGGUGCACUUAGGGUCAGCUACUUCAUCCAAGCUCAGCAUGCUAGAAGUAGCAAGACAGAGUGAGAUACCGGGCAUUGUGACCCCAAGCCUUAAAAAUAAAGCAUCACAGCAGCCCAUUGUGUCUGUUGGCAAGGUGAGACCAAGGCCACAGCCCCCCAACCCGAGACGCACAUACCCCAAACCCCAUGGCAAAGGAGAUCAUGACGAUGGACGCGGGAGACCCGCGGACCGGACCGAGACCGCGCCGAUAUCGACAGACAGCCCCGGCCCAGUUGGAACGAUAUUACAAGCGCCGGAAACAUCUAUCUCCAGGUCUACAUCGAGACCAAGACCAGCUGUGCCGCCGCCUCGAAGGUCUCAGCAUCCAUCAUCAACUACCAAAUCUAGCACCAAGCCCGAACCUCCAAAAACGCGUCGAUGGCGACAUGGUCCGAAGCCAUCUACGGAGCCACCUUUGGACGAGGGGGUGGACGAGACCGCUUCUUCUCCUUCCCCUCAGAGGAGCUCAGGUGAUUCUUACACCAUAAACGAUACUUAG